Molecule: messenger RNA, 1785 nt
Organism: Rotaria socialis
Lineage: Eukaryota; Metazoa; Rotifera; Eurotatoria; Philodinida; Philodinidae
Source: the annotation of a GenBank genome assembly
AUGUCUUCAAUGUAUAGUGGUGUUCCUAGUUACCAAUAUCCACAAGGAUCAGCUAGACCGUAUAAUCAACCGAUGAACUAUGGUAACAAUCAACGCAACCAAGAUUAUUCAAUAUCAUCGUCUCAUUAUGUUGACCGACGGCCAAUAAAUCCAGCGUUAACUAAUCCAACCAACCGAUCACAAUAUUACAGUACAAAUGUUCAAGAUUAUUCAAUCCCACCAUCUCUCUAUGUCGAACGACGUGCAAGCAAUCCUGCGCCCGUUGGACAAUAUAAUCAACCACAAUAUAUUGAACCAACUAAUUCAAGUCUUGGUUAUAACAAUGCUCGUGCUAUACAAGCUCAAGGAUCAAGCAUGUAUCAUCAGAAAAAUCCUGGUACACCAUCACGAAAUGUAAAUUCAGCAUUGAAAGUGAAUCCAUCUCCACUACCACCACCAUCGCCACCAAAAGCAUUAUCUCAAUAUGCUAUAAAUAGUCGAGAAAAUGUUUUGAUUAAAAAAGAUAUACGCAGUGAAAUUGAUGAUUCGCCCAUAAUUGAUCCGCGUGCAUUUCAAUAUUUAAAUUUGGAUAAUAGAAAAGCUCAACAGAAACCGAUCUCAGCAGCAAAUGAAAGUGGCAUUGAUGCACGACCCAUUGUUAAUUUCGAUGCAGUUACGCAAUUAGAAAAACGUCGUCAACAACAGAUCGAAAAAAAUAAUCGAUUACGUGGUGAUGAUGGUUCAGGAUCAGGUAUCGAUGGAAGACCUAUCGUCGAUAUAAAUGCAUUUCGCCAUAUCGAAGCAAAGGCAUAUAAGAAGAAAGAUAAUGAACAACAAGGUCAAGGCACUGGUGGUGGAAUCGAUGAAAGACCAAUUACCAAUUUUGAUGCAAUCAAAGAUUUGGAAACAAGACGUCAACAGAAAACAUCGAAUGUAUUGAAUGAAUCAAUUAUUGAUACACGGCCAAUAAUCAAUCCUGAUGCAUUCAAAUAUUUGGAAAAACGAAGAGAUAAUUCAGUUAAAACCUAUGAUGAAGGUGGUAUUGAUACUAAACCGAUUGUGAAUCCCGAAGCUUUUCGUUAUCUUGAACAACGUGGCCCACCAUUGCAUCGUGACAUCGAGUCAGGUGUCGAUACAAAAUCAAUUGUUGAUCCGAAUGCAUUUAAAUAUCUUGAAAACAAAGAAACAUCAAAAUUGGCCAUUACUGAAUCAACAAUUGAUUAUCGACCUAUCGUGAAUCCACAAGCAUUUAAAUGGAUUGAACGAAAAGAACCAAAGCCUCGUGUUGAUGAUGGACCUGAAGUGGACGAACGUUCUUAUAUUAAUCCAAAUGCUUUGCAAUAUAUUGAUCGACCUCCUCCGAUGAAGAAGACCGACGUAUGUGAACCAGAAAUCGAUACACGUAGUUUUAUACUUGAUCGAAAUCCGGGUGCUCUUGCUCAUCUUGAACGUACAUCAUCAAAUAGAAAAUAUGAUACAACUGAAAGUGGUGUAGAUGAACGAUCUUUUGUUAAUCCAAACGCAUUUAAAUAUCUCGAAGGUAUGAGCGAGGCGGGACCACCUCAAACUUCUGUACAUUCAUCGGCUGGUCCAUGCAUUGAUACUAAAUCUUAUGUUAAACCAGAUUCAUUUCGUCAUCUCGAAAGUAAAACCGCGAAGCAAGAAUAUGGCAAUAACAAUAAUGAUCAAGGAGUUGAUGAAAGAUCGUUUGUACCACCGACAGCAUUUCGUCAUUUGGAAUUCACUGGUGAACCCACAAAUCCUGAACCAAUUAAUUAUGCAACAUAUGGACAAUCAGACUUUUGA